Molecule: messenger RNA, 540 nt
Organism: Zychaea mexicana
Lineage: Eukaryota; Fungi; Mucoromycota; Mucoromycetes; Mucorales; Lichtheimiaceae
Exons: 1
Coding region: 149-334 (61 amino acids)
Source: RefSeq, a predicted model, not a curated record
CAACAUCACGUUGUACAUCGAAGACUGUCCUGCUGGUUCAGUGACAAGGUUAAAAAGUAUUGGUCCUUACGAGUUUCCCGGAUCUGUCGAAAAAUUCGCAAAGAAAUUCAUUCCGCUCCUUGCUCUGGUUUGGCAAACCAAAGUUAUCAUGAAAAAUACGCUACAAAUUAUAAAUGCUGGUGAAGAAAUCAUUUUUCUAUCGAUCGACGGCCCAGAACCCCCACAAAUUCCACCUUGCAUGCCAUCUCCAAAACUUGGCACAAAAAGAAAACACAACCAAGUCGACAAUCUAAAUAAAUAUUUUUACACUACCGAACCUGCCUUUCAUUAUUGAUAUCCUCAGAUGAAAAAGUAUGUGGGAGGCUCAAUCCGCGCCUGUAGGCAUUUUAGAGAUAGCUCCCUGGUGGUUCUUUGGAAUCUGUGUGACAGAAAAUAAGGUGUGUCUGGAGUACAUAGUUACACAAGCUGAGAUGUGGGGAAAAAGCUUGGUCUGUGCGGUAAAAGAUGGUUGAGGACAUGGCUCUUCCCGAUAUUAAGGUG